Molecule: messenger RNA, 999 nt
Organism: Ostertagia ostertagi
Lineage: Eukaryota; Metazoa; Nematoda; Chromadorea; Rhabditida; Trichostrongylidae
Source: the annotation of a GenBank genome assembly
AUGCCUAGUGGCGCACGGCCCACGAUGUCAUCAGUUGGAGAAAAUAUGGAGCUAGGCGAGAAUGCAGAGCCUAAUAGUCAGGUCAAAGAUAAAGUGGAGCUGCUCCACGACGCGGUCAAGAGGGCUGACUCGACAGACCAUGGUAAGCCGGGAGUAGAGCCACUUGGUGAAGAGAAUCAAAACGCGACACAAAUGAAUGUAUUGCAGCAAGCGAUGUCUUCGACUGGACAUCCGUGUGUGCAAGCUUGGAGGCAACCUUUGGAGAGGCCCGAAAGGACGGAAUGGGCAGUGGCCAACGCAGAUCCUGGGAUAUUCAAAGGCGCUAGGAACGAGGAUUUUAAAGGGUUCAUAAGAAAAUUUAGGAGAAAGUAUGAGGAAGUGGUUAAGUGCGAGUCGACCCUAAUAGAGAUUCUGAGCGAUGACCACUUGAGUGGGCGAGCGAAAAAUAUUUUCAUGGCCUUACCUGGCGCUGUUAAGGAGCAGGGAUAUGGGCACAUAGGGCGCGAAUGCCCUCAACGGGCCACAAGAGUAAAUCAAAUCGGGAAGAAGGAGCAACAAGAAGGAAGAGGAAAGGCCACGCUCUCAAGCAUAGUCGACCAAGCGCGUAGCCCUGGGGAUGGCGUUCGGCUCCUCAAUGGGGAGAAUCCAGCACUCAUCGACACGGGAUCCAUGAUCAGCAUCGUACCGGUGGAGGUAUUAGGCAAGGCAAAGGAUAGAGGAUUCGACGUAGAUACCCUGAAGCUAGUCGAGAAGUCGCAGCUAGCUCCAGUCUUCGAUGCAUCCGAGAACAAAAUGGAGUUUUUAGGAGCAGUUUUUAUCGAAACCGAACUUGAAGGAGGAAAUCGCUGCGUUGUACCAUUCCACAUUAGCCCGGCUAAAGAUGAGGAGUUGAUUCUAGGCACCAAUGCUCUCAGUAGACUGGGGGUGGAAGUAUCCAUAGUUCGGAAUGAAGUGGAGGGUAACAGACGGGAGAGGAAAGGAACGAUGAGGGAAAGGUAA